Uloborus diversus is the source of this 7191-nucleotide messenger RNA. RefSeq names its product probable JmjC domain-containing histone demethylation protein 2C. Gene Ontology annotation, molecular function: histone H3K9 demethylase activity; transcription coregulator activity; chromatin DNA binding. Bases 83 to 6103 code for a protein of 2006 amino acids. The transcript has 17 exons. Gene Ontology annotation, cellular component: chromatin; histone deacetylase complex. The record is from RefSeq and is a predicted model, not a curated record. Gene Ontology annotation, biological process: regulation of transcription by RNA polymerase II. Lineage: Eukaryota; Metazoa; Arthropoda; Arachnida; Araneae; Uloboridae.
UUCACAGUUCUUUAUAAUGGAAUAAUAGUGUUUUUUAGAUAUGUAAUUCUUUUAUAGUGUAUUUAGAAAUAUUUCAUUUUAUAUGAGUACUUUACUCUUAGAAGUUUUUGUGUGCAAAUUUUCAAUGGAUUUUCUUUUUCCCGCAAUGUUUAGAGAAGAGAGACUGGAACGUCAUGAACGAGCUGAACGCCAUGAACGUAUCGAACGUCAGAAAGAAGAAAGAUCAGAAAAGGAAAGACAGCUGGAUUGGCAGGAUCAAGAAAGGCUGGAGAAAGAAGAAAGAGAGAGAGCUCAAGAGGCUGUACAGCAACAUUUUGAAGAAUCUUUGCGUUUGGCAUUGCAGAAGCAACAGAAGAGAGACAAUGUGGGCUGGACCCCUGUUGCAACAAAUAAAGGGAUUGUUAGUAAAGGUAGAGAAAAUAGUCCAACAAUUAGUGUACAUUCAGCCCAAAGGUUGGCUGACGUAGAAAGAAUGCGGGACCAAGAGAAAGAAAGAAGUCAGAUGGACAGUCAUGUGCGUCAUGAGCAUGAAAGAUGGUUAGCUAUUGUACAGCAGCAAAGAAAUGAACAAAAUUCCAAUUCAUCUCAAAUUCAAGGAUAUUCUCCUGUAGAGCCAAGGUCCUUAAGAAAUGUUUCAAAACAGGAUUCACCUCAAAUGGCAAGCCAUGGCCCCUCAUCAAAACAAAAUCUCACCCCUAGUCCAAUUAGUUCCUCUGCGCCUCAAAUGAAAGAAAAGUUCAGCUUGUAUGGAUACCAACCAUUUCAACAUACGUACAUAACUCAUGCUCAAUUGAAAGCAAGAGAAGAGUCCCAAACCUCUUCCAGCAGUCAGUCUGUUCGAGUGCCAAGCAGCAAUCAACCCAAAUCAACUUUGCCUCCUAAGGGGGAAAAAGAUCCUCUUCCUGAAAGAUCUUACAGUCCAGGCUCAAGUCAUGAAAGAGCUAUUGCAAACCAAAUACCACCUAAGCAUCAGAUGAAAGUAAUGCUUCCUGUUCAUGAAAGGGGUAAUUCAAUGUACCAACCUGUUGUAGGUGGUGGUGGAGCUUUCAAACCUUAUGAAUUUGCAGUUAAUAGUAGUAGCCCUAUUCCUCCAGCACAUCAGAGCACAUCCUCAACAGCAGUUGGUCGAAUCACAUCACAGUAUCAGCAGUUACAAGAGCAACCUCAAAAUCUUGUAAAAGCAGAUUGCAAAUCUAAUGAAAAAACGGAUUCCAACUAUAAAUAUGAAACACGUGAAAAUAAACCUACAGGAAAUCCUGCCACAGCAUCUUUACCUCCUCCUUAUUCACAGCUGGGUAUUUCUAAAAGCACAUCUCCUGGCAUUACAUAUUCUUAUAGUCUUAUUCAACAAGGACUUGUUCCCAAUCCUAUGUAUAUAGCAUCAGCGCAUUCUGGUAAUGCUUCUAAUCCUAACACUCCUCCAGUGUCAUAUGCACUUCCUCAAGCUCCCUCCAAAAAUCCAAUGAACUCUGGAAGUCCUCCAUUAUCUCAACAAUAUGGACAUCUCAUUACAAAUUCAAAUGCUGGUACAUCAGUUUGUCGUCCAAGUUCAGCACCAUAUGCUAUGCCUGCAAAUCGCGUAAAUCGUAGCUAUUCUCCAGUGGCACACACUGUUCCUCAUUCUGUAAACAUGAACUCAAAUAAAAUGCAUAUGAUGCCAGAAGCUCAUCUAUCAAGUCGAGUUCAUUUUAAUGUGCAAGGUUCCAGUCAUAGAUCUCCUUCACCAGCACAUUUGCAUAUACCUCAAUCAAACUCUGGAGCUCUUUCUCCUCGCCAGUCUUCACCACAUUUGACUGGUCUACCCAGUCAUGCUGCAAGUCAGUUAUCAAACACUAACAUGGCAUCAUCUCCAUACAUCUGCAGUUCACCUUCAGAAAAUCAAGAAAUAGGAAGUGUUAUUUCUGGUAUUCCGUUAGUGAAGAGGAAAUUGGUUACUGAUGUAGUACCUAGAAAACGACCAAAAUCUAUUGAUGAUACUCUUAUGCCUCCUCAAUUACUGCCUCAAGUUCAGAAUUCAAGCAUAGAAGAUAAUGAAAAUGCCAUUGUCACUCCACCUCAUCUAAUAUCAAAUGCUCCUAUGUUAUCAGAACAUCAAGCAAUGGAUUCCUUAGGUUACGCAAAAUCAAACCCACCUUCGCCCAUGAUUUCUUCAAAUUUGAUCUAUAAAAGUGAUGCCAUUUCAACACCUCCUUUAAUGCCAGAUAUUAUCGGUGCAUCAGUAUCUUCUCAUUCAGAUUCCAUCAACGAGUCUGACUACUCUGGCAAAUCUCAAAACUAUACCGGUGGUCUUGGAAAGUUUAAAAUUUCUAAUAAAAACGGUGUUCUUGCAUUUUUUAAUGAAUCAAUUGAAAACACUAAUAAAUGUUCCUCUGGAUCAUCAGAAAUUUGUUCUGUUUCAACUGCAAAUACUUCUGAAGCCAAGGAAGAUCAAAUAGCUGGUACCAGUGUUGUGAUAAACAGUAACUCUUCCAUAUCUUCUAGUAAUACAAGUAGUAGCAAUCAUCCCAAGUUGAAAAAAGCGUGGUUGCAAAGGCAUUCUGAAAAUGAAGAUAAAAAGGUUUUACCUGAACAAAGCAUCGAAAUUAAAACUGAAUCGGCAGUUAAGUCUGAAUUUAAAAACGAUGUUAAAUCUGAAGCAAAACGAGAUAUCAAAGCAGAAACUAAAAGAGAGAGUAAAACUGAAGCCAAGCGAGAGAUAAAAUCUGAAGCCAAGCGAGAGAUUAAGUCUGAAGCCAAGCGAGAAAUGAAAUCUGAAGCCAAGCGAGAGGUGAAAUCUGAGGUCAAGCGAGAGGUGAAAUUUGAAUGUAAGCGCGAGACAAAACCUGAAUCUAAGCGAGAUAUUAAAUCUGAAGCUAAGCGAGAGGUUAAAUCUGAAGCUAAGCGAGAAAUUAAAUCUGAAACUAAGCGAGAGAGUAAAUCUGAAAAUAAGCUUGAAAUAAAACCAGAAUGUGACAUAAAACCAGAAAUAAAAGUAGAAACUAAGUUGGAAUUGAAGGUUGAAACCGAAGAAGAAGAUGUUCCUGAAAUAACAUUUGAGAUGAAACCAGAAAACAAAGUUGAAAUCAGAAGAACGCAAAUUACCAUAGAAUAUCAGCCAGACAAUAAAGUAGAACCUGAUCUAGAUAUGGAAGUCGAAGAUGCAAAAUCUGAGAACUCUAUUAAUGAAGGCUUAAUUUGUGAGGAGUCUCUGGAUGAUUCAAAAAUAGGAAGCAGUGAAGAUGGCAAUUUGGAAAUUUGUGAAGACUUUGCUGAUGUCGAAAGGAUUCAUGAAUUUUCCAGCUGUGAGUCAGAAAUUGACUUUGAUCUUAUAAUGAAUAAGAAAAAAAAUAAAAGUCGUAAAAGUUCCCCUAGUGGGUCAAGCAUAAAUAAAAAGCUGAAAACAAGUAACAAUUCUGAUGCUGUAGAUGAUCAACCUUCACCAAAAAAAGAAAAUAAGAAAAAAAACAACUCUUUUGAUAAAGAUUUAUGUUCCAACCCAACUUCAUCCUCCACUUCCCGGAAACGAGGACGUAAGAAAGGAAAAAAUAGCUCAGAUGAGAAUUCAAAGAAGAAAGAGUCCAAAAGUUCUGUUGCAACAAAAACUACUGAAAAACCUUCAGUAGCGUAUUUGAAGAAGACUGGAGAACCUUUUUUACAAGAUGGACCAUGCUGUGAUGUUGCUCCUCGCCUACCUAAAUGUAGAGAGUGCCGUAUGACACCACAUCAGAGGAGUAAAAAGAUGCCAAAUAUUUUCUGUAGAUUUUAUGCUUAUCGCAAACUUCGGUAUGGAAAAAAUGGAACUAUUUUGAGUGCUGGUUUCUCUGAACCAUCAGAUGCUUCAGAAGAAGAUUUAAAGCUAUGGCUACCACCAAUUGAUUCACCUUCUGCUGACAUUGAAAUUGAGACUUCAAAAUUCUUACUUACCCAUAUGGGAGAUAAGUUUUGUGAUCUGGUUGAAAUGGAAAGGGAAGCUCAGAAGUUACACUUAUCCACAGAUGUUACAAUUACUUGGAAGAGGGUUGUGCAGGGUGUACGUGAAAUGUGUGAUGUAUGUGAAACAACUUUGUUCAACAUUCAUUGGGUGUGUCACAAAUGUGGUUUUGUUGUUUGUAUAGAUUGCUAUAAAUUCAAGAAAAAUGGAGUAAGAAAAGAUCAGUUAUCUAGGAAGGAUAGAGAUGAGUUCAACUGGCUAUUUUGUUCAAAUAGGCAAGUCCAUGAUCAAGAGAAGCUUAUGUUAACUCAAAUUAUUGCUGGUUCUGCUCUAUGGGAUGUUGGAAAGUCACUUCAUGAAAUUCGCCAAAAAUGGAACAUUCCUUCAUAUUGUAAUUGUGGAUUGAACGAUUGUGAUCAAGAUAGUAAAAAUCCAACUAAUGGUAUAUGCAAGCUCAUGAGUGCUGUCACAAAAUGCUUUUCAUCAGAUAAAGAUUCAUCUAGAGAUGGCAAUGGAUCUUCUGAGUCAUCUCGGUCUGCCAAGCGUUCUGGGAAAGCAUCCAUGAAUGGCAUAGUGAAGCAAGAGGAUGGUUUGGGUGGUUAUAGUUCUGAAAGUGGUGGCUCACCUUUAAGUUGGUUAGCUGAUGUUGCUCUUAAUUCUUCUUCUAAAAUAAAGGAUGAUCAAAAAGACAAAGAUGAUGACGAAAGACUAUCUGAAGAUCUGGAUAGUAAUGCUGAUGCUUCAAAUGAAAGUGAUGAUGACGAUGAUAAAAGUGAAAAUUUUUCUACUCUCAGAGAGCUUCUGAUUCGACCCACUGGGAAAAUGGGUGGAAAAGGUGGUAGUGGUUCUAGUUCACAAAAAACACUUACUAGCACUUUAGAUGAAGUUAUAUCAUGUGUUAUAGAACAAAAAGUGAGAAAAUCUGAUAAGAAAUGCAAGGAAAAACAGUUGUUGCAUUUUACCAGACGGUACCAAAUGUCGAGAUCUGGUCGAGAACUACCUCCUAUUCGAACUUGCAUUCUUGCUGAAAGUUCUCUUUUGUACCCAGAAAUCCCUCACCUUUGGCUUGGAAAUGGGAAGAUUUUGUUAUUGAAAGAACCUUAUCAUUCUGGGAAUAUGCAAUUGUUUCAAGAACAGUGGAAACGAGGACAGCCUGUAAUUGUAGCAGAUGUGUCCAGAAACUUGGAUCCUUCUAUUUGGACUCCUGAAAGCUUUUUAGAAGAAUUUGGUGAUUAUAAAUGUGAUUUCAUUAAUUGUGCUUGUGGGACUCUACUGCCAAAUCAACCAAUGAGAAAAUUUUGGGAAGGAUUUGAGAACACAAACAAGAGAAUGAAAGGUGAGGAUGGAGCAGCAUUGACUCUGAAACUUGUUGACUGGCCACCAAAUGAUGAAUUUUCUGAGCUUUUGCCUUCCAGAUAUGACAAUUUAAUGAAAGCACUUCCUCUUCCCCAAUAUACUCACAGAGAUGGAAUAUUUAAUAUGGCUAGCCGUCUUCCUGAUUGCUUUGUUCAGCCUGAUCUGGGGCCUAAAAUGUAUAAUUCAUAUGGUUUAAGUUCCUCUCUCGGAAAAGGUUCCACAAAUCUUCACCUUGAUGUUAGUGAUGCUGUAAAUGUAUUAGCUUAUGUUUCAUGUGCCCCUGAUGUAAAAGAUGAGCUGCCUGAAUAUAUGAAAGCUUUAGAAGAUAGCGGAUGUGAUAAUUUAAUGAAAUUACGUGUUAAAGAAAAAGGAUCAAAACCAGGAGCUAUAUGGCAUGUUUUUAAUGCUCGUGAUGCUGAUAAAAUUCGGGACUUUUUGAACAAGGUAUCUGAAGAAAGGGGUGUAAAAUUAAAUCCUCAUCAUGAUCCUCUUCAUAAUCAAGGAUGGUACUUAGAUGAGAAACUGAGAGCUAGAUUAUACAAGGAAUAUGGUGUUGAACCAUAUACAAUUGCACAAUGCUAUGGUGAUGCUCUCUUUAUUCCUGCUGGAUCACCUCAUCAAAUUCAGGAUUUAUAUAGCUGUGUCAAAGUUUCAGAGGAUUUUGUUUCUCCUGAAAGUAUUGGUCAUAGCUUUUUCCUCACUCAAGAGAUACGAAAUUUAACGGAUGGUCCAGUUAAUCAAGAAGAUAAGCUUCAAGUAAAGAACAUCAUAUAUCAUGGUGUGAAAGAUGCAUUGGCUUUAUUGCAAUCUCAUGAUCCAGAAGACUCAAAACCAUAAGUUCAGCUUUCCAAGAACAACUAAAAUUCAUUUUUCUUCUUAAAAAGUUAAAAUUUCUUUAAAAGUGAUUCACUCAAAAGAGUGUUAAUAAAUCCUGUGCAUGAAUUGUAACUAUUUCUGUACUUUUUAUGUCGAAUGAUACUGUUGGACAUUUCUGUGGCACAAAUAAAAUUAUUUAUUGCAUUACUUUGAAAAUCAAAAACCUAAAUUUAUGUGCAACAUCUUGAUAUUUAAUACCAAACUUUGGGUAUUUUUAGUGUUUAACAAAAAGAAUGGAAACAGUAUUGAAUAUUAAGUGAAGCUUAUGUAUUGUAAGUGAUGUAGAUGUUUUAUUGAUUGCAAAAUGGGGGGGUGUCACACAUGCUUUUGUGAGUAUUGACUGGUUAUUUGUGUGAAGUUGAAUCUUUCCUACAAAUAAUAAGCAGUGAAUGUGCUUUGUUGUAAUUGUUGCAUGUAUGGCCAUUUGUGUGUUUGUGUAUAUCAUUGCAUGUUAAUUUAUCAUGCACAAAAGCACACAAGUUGUAUACCAAUUAUAUACAUUGUUAUAUCAGUUUUGAAAGUGUAAAAAUAUUGGUAUUGUUAAUCUUAUUUAAAAAUAUAAGUAUAUGUUAAGCUGUAAUACAUUUGACAGAACUAAGAGCUAUGUGUGAUGUUCAAAAGUUGAAAGUUGUUGUAGCAUAAUAUUUUUUCUUUGUAAAGUUGAAGAAGAAAAAGUGUAAUAAUUUGUUGGAUUGCUUGUUUGGGGCCAUAUAAGUUUAGUUUAUUUAAUUUGAUAGAUUUUUAAUGCUUUAGGGAUGUAACAAAAGUGCAAUUCUUUUUGUAAAGCACCUGAUAAGUAAUAUGAUAUACAAAGGCAAGAUUACUGCUAGAUGAAUUACCGAAAUGUGUUUCAACCUGUGCUUGGUUACAUCAUAUGUAAUAGGUUAAUUUGUCAGCUUUAUCAUUGGCAUCAUUUUAGUUCAUUUUGUAAAUAAUUUAUAGUGAUAUUUUUAUAUUGGAAAUGUUUUAUGUACAAAAUAUGCAUUUGUCUAUUUCCUUAUUCCAAAUGCCGAUUCAUAUUAAAAUGCUGAUGUUGAUAAAAAAGAUAA